This is a messenger RNA of Pecten maximus, 3545 nucleotides long. Its product is annotated as neutral ceramidase-like. The coding region runs from base 22 to 2118 and encodes 698 amino acids. Lineage: Eukaryota; Metazoa; Mollusca; Bivalvia; Pectinida; Pectinidae. Gene Ontology annotation, cellular component: extracellular region. Gene Ontology annotation, molecular function: N-acylsphingosine amidohydrolase activity. The record is from RefSeq and is a predicted model, not a curated record. The transcript has 18 exons. Gene Ontology annotation, biological process: ceramide catabolic process; sphingosine biosynthetic process; long-chain fatty acid biosynthetic process.
GAUUUCAGGUGUUAGUGAAUCAUGGCAGCGACAACAUGUCGACUCGUAAUUCUGGCGGUGUCGAUAGUUUUGACUACCUGUCAAACACAAGACACAAACUAUGUGAUUGGGGCAGGGAUUGCUGACAUUACAGGUCCAGCAGCCGGAAUUAAUAUGAUGGGAUAUGCUAAUCCUGGACAGAUAUCUAGUGGAUUACACCUGAGGCAGUAUUCCAGAGCCUUUAUUGUGACUGAUAAGAGCACCAGUAGUAGCCCUGUUGUUUUCAUCAGUACAGAUUCAUGCAUGCAGUCACAGAACCUCAAGCUGGAGGUGAUAAGGAAACUGAAAGCCAAGUAUGGAAGUCUUUACACAGAAAGGAAUGUUUGUAUCAGUGGUACAAACACUCACUCCGGACCUGGUGGAUUCCAUCAGUACCUUUUCUAUGAUAUCACUUCUCUUGGAUUUGUCAACGAAACACUUCAGGCUUAUGUUGAUGGAAUCGUGAAGAGUGUAGAUAGAGCACACUUGGCUAGGAAACCAGGAAAUAUCUACGUCAACACUGGAGAACUAUUGGAAAGCAAUAUCAACAGAAGUCCAGCUGCUUAUAUCAGAAACCCCCCAGAGGAAAGGGCAAGAUACGAGUACAAUGUUGAUAAGAACAUGACAGUUCUGAAGAUGGUAGACGCUGAAGGCAAAGAUAUUGGAAUGAUCAGCUGGUUUGCCGUUCACUGUACCAGUAUGAACAAUACCAAUGGAUUAGUAAGCAGUGACAACAAGGGCUAUGCCUCUCAGCUAAUGGAGAAGAAUUUCACCAACUCAGACUUCCCAGGCAAUGGUAAAUUUGUAGCAGCCUUUGCCCAAGCUAAUGAAGGAGAUGUGUCCCCCAACACUGCUGGACCAAAAUGUCUGGACACAGGGAAACCUUGUGAUGUUCCUACUAGUACUUGUAAUGGCCGGAAUGAACAAUGUGUCGCCUUUGGACCUGGGAAGGAUAUGUUUGAAAGUACAAAGAUAAUAGGAGAGAACCAGUACAAAAAAGCCAUGGAUCUCUAUCAUACAGCCACUAUACAGUUGUCUGGACCAGUCGACUUCAGGCACUCCUAUGUUGACAUGACAGAUGUUAUAGUUCAAGUGAAUGCCACAACCAAGGUGAAGACUUGUAAAACUGCUAUGGGAUAUAGUUUUGCUGCAGGAACAACAGAUGGGCCAGGUGCAUUUAAUUUCGACCAUAUGAAAGGUGACACAACUGGAAAUCCUUUCUGGAAUACUAUCGUAAAUUAUAUAUCAGCGCCUUCCGGGGAGCAAGUGACAUGCCAUCACCCAAAGCCAAUCUUAUUGGAUACAGGAGAGAUCAGCUUUCCCUAUGCCUGGCAGCCAUCAAUUGUUGAUGUACAGAUUCUGAGGAUCGGACAGUUGGCCAUUCUAGCUGUUCCUGCUGAAUUUACAACUAUGUCUGGAAGGAGAACUAGAAAUGCUGUUACAGAAGCUCUAAUGAAAGGGGGACUACCCGCCAAUACAGUAUCUGUAAUCGCUGGUCUGUCCAAUGAUUAUGCUGAUUAUGUUACCACUUAUGAGGAGUAUCAGCAACAAAGAUACGAGGGUGGAUCCACUAUAUAUGGACCACACACAUUGGAGGCCUUCAUACAGGAGCUUGUGGUACUAGCCAAUGACAUGACAAAGGGAGUGCCGUCGUCCCCAGGACCAAAUCCUCCUGAUUUGAUCAGUAAAGAGUGGGGAUUUGUACCUCCAGUUGUAUUUGAUGCAGCACCACAGGGAUUUGGAGCUCUGCUAUCUAAGCUGCUACCUUCCUAUAAACAAGGCACCAGAGUUCAGGCUAAAUUUGCAGCAGCACAUCCUCGGAACAACAGACGGGCUGAAGGGACAUUCCUCACAGUAGAACAUCUAGUGUCUACAGACAACUGGGAGGUGGUUUACAAGGACAGUCAGUGGUGUACUCAGUUCCACUGGGCACGGACUAGCACCAUCAUGGGGGAGAGUGAGGCUACCAUUAUAUGGGAUAUCCCUGCUGAUCAGGCUCCCGGUACCUACAGGCUGCAGUACUUUGGGGAUUCCAAAAGCCUGUUUGGAGAAAUCACCCCAUUCUCAGGGAAAACACCAUCCUUCCUUGUUACAGCUUGAUAUUAUGAUCUGAAUUGAAUGUUUUGUUACCAAACAUAUUGUGUGAUUAUGUUGAUAGCCUUUGUUUUCAAUGGUUAUGUUUCGAAUUAUUUCCUUAAUUUAUAUAGAAUUAUAUGAUGCAUUUAUAUAGAUUUAUAUGAUGAGAGAAAUGAGUUGUUUUACAGCAAUGAAGAUUGGCAAUAAAUUGGCAAACUAUAUCAUUGAAAUUUUCAUAAAUAUGAUAGAUUGUUCUGGAAUGUUACAGCAAUAUCAUAAAUAUAUUACUCUAACAAAUCUAUUACAAAAUCUGAAUAUCCAUAUGACUAUAGAUACAAUGAACCUGUGUAUGGGAUGCUGUGGGUUGGGGUGAUGUAUGUCGUGUUGAGUUAGCUGACUAAAUUUGGGGUGAUAUAUGUCGUGUUGAGUUAGCUGACUUAAUUUGGGGUGAUAUAUGUCGUGUUGAGUUAGCUGACUUAUGGGAUGAUAUAUGUCGUGUUGAGUUAGCUGACAUUUGGGGUGAUAUAUGUCGUGUUGAGUUAGCUGACAUUUGGGGUGAUAUAUGUCGUGUUGAGUUAGCUGACAUUUGGGGUGAUAUAUGUCGUGUUGAGUUAGCUGACAUUUGGGGUGAUAUAUGUCGUGUUGAGUUAGCUGACAUUUGGGGUGAUAUAUGUCGUGUUGAGUUAGCUGACAUUUGGGGUGAUAUAUGUCGUGUUGAGUUAGCUGACUUAUGGGGUGAUAUAUGUCGUGUUGAGUUAGCUGACUUAUGGGGUGAUAUAUGUCGUGUUGAGUUAGCUGACUUAUGGGUAAAAACAUGUCUUGCUGUAACAUUUUUUUUGGAUACAUAUUAUGUCAUGUAACUGAUUUUGGGGUGACAUUUUUGUGUUGUAACUGACUUUUGGGUGACAUUUUUGUGUUGUAACUGAUUUUGGGGUGACAUACUUUGUGUUGUAACUGACUUUAGGGUGACAUACUUUGUGCUGUAUUUGACUUUCGGGGGACAUACUUUGUGCUGUAACUGACGUUUUGCCAGGGAGGACUCAUUUAGGGGGGAUAGACUGACUUUCGGUGAUAUAGCAUGUGCUGUAAUUGACUUUGGGUUUGUAAUCAUUUUUUUUUUUGACUGAUUUGGGGGCGAUAAUUGUUUUUGUGUUGAUGACUUUGGGAUGAUAAUUGUCUUGUGCUGACAUUUUAACUCUCCUCUGCUGACUGACAUGAUCUGAGCUACAUAUGUGUUCAUUGUUAAGGGUAGAUAUAUACGAAAGGCAGAAACCAGCUAAUUGUGAAUGAACAGCAGACAGAAACCAGCUGAUUGUGAUCCUUAAUUCAUGUGCCAAAGAAUGAUGUUAAUCAGGUAACAUUUCUCAAGUAUGACCUACAUUCCAACUCAUUGCUGUAGAUGAUUUUGAUAAUUUUUUAUGUAAAUCCAGAAAUAAAACAAAAAAAUUGAC